Messenger RNA from Candidula unifasciata, 741 nucleotides. The record is from the annotation of a GenBank genome assembly. NCBI's taxonomy places the organism in Eukaryota, Metazoa, Mollusca, Gastropoda, Stylommatophora, Geomitridae.
AUGUCGAGAGGGAGCAGUGCCGGUUUCGACAGAUUUAUAACUAUAUUUUCUCCCGAAGGCCGCUUGUAUCAAGUCGAGUAUGCUUUCAAGGCCAUCAACCAAGGUGGCUUAACAUCUGUAGCAGUACGAGGCAAAACUAAUGCUGUUGUGGUCACACAGAAGAAAGUUCCAGAUAAGCUGUUGGAUUCUGACACUGUGACACACCUGUACCCACUGACAGACACCAUUGGUUGUGUUAUGACAGGGAUGAUUGCUGACAGCAAAUCUCAGGUGCAGCGGGCCCGAUAUGAAGCAGCCAAGUGGAAGUACACGUAUGGUUAUGAUAUACCAGUUGAUAUGCUUUGCAAGAGGAUAGCUGAUAUCAACCAGGUGUACACACAGAGUGCCGAAAUGAGACCACUGGGCUGUUGCAUGAUUCUGAUUGGCUAUGAUGAAGAGCUGGGACCUCAAGUAUACAAGACUGACCCAGCUGGUUACUAUUGUGGGUUCAAGGCCACAGCAGCUGGGGUCAAGCAGCUGGAAGCAAACAGCUUUCUGGAGAAGAAGAUCAAGAAAAAGAAUGAAUUCACAGACAGUGAAGCUGUUGAGAUUGCAAUCACCUGCCUGUCCACUGUUUUGUCCGCUGACUUCAAAGCCUCAGAGGUUGAAGUUGGCCUCAUUUCCAAGGAUGAUCCUAAAUUUAGAAUCCUGACAGAAAAGGAAAUAGAUGUGUACCUGGCGGCUAUUGCAGAGAAAGAUUAA